This is a messenger RNA of Orbicella faveolata, 2139 nucleotides long. Its product is annotated as galanin receptor 2a-like. NCBI's taxonomy places the organism in Eukaryota, Metazoa, Cnidaria, Anthozoa, Scleractinia, Merulinidae. Gene Ontology annotation, molecular function: G protein-coupled receptor activity. Gene Ontology annotation, cellular component: plasma membrane. The record is from RefSeq and is a predicted model, not a curated record. Gene Ontology annotation, biological process: G protein-coupled receptor signaling pathway.
AAGUCAAAACCAAAUUACAGCGUGUUCAAUCAGUCAUUUUUUUUCGAGAACCAAUGAACACGAAGGAAUUUUAAUUAAAAGAUGGCAAUACCGUGAAGAUUGAUUUAAGACGCUUGGUGUGUCUUUUUUUAUUUGGGCAAGCAGGACUUACUAUCAGUCAAAUAGCGAAAACGAAUUUUGGCAAGAUCGGAUUUCACUUUUUAGCUUUACGUCGAUCCUAAAAUGUGUGGGAUACCACCAUCUGCUAAAGAGUAUUGAGAUUCUGAACGCGAGGCUAUAAACUAAAAGACUCGAAUUCACACUUGACGUUGUUGCAUAGAGCUGACAUAUACUAAAGACUCGGAAAGCAUUGAAGUACGGUUACUUGAAUAAAAAGAGUUGGCUGAAGAAGGACAUCGCGCUCAGCUGUUAUAACUGGCUCCAGACACGAAAUCCGGCCGUUUGGCUCCCAACUAGUGAUAUUUUACCUCACCGUGCCUUAUCUCGCUGACUACGCUUACAAACAGAAUGAACAACACAACCACGUUUGAUCCUGAAUGCAAUUCCGAGUCAACCUAUAUAAAAUGGAUUUUACGGCUGGCCUACUCUGUUAUAUUUAUCCUUGGAACAUUUGGAAACGUAGUGGUCUGCAUAGCGAUUCUCAAGCGGAAAGGAAUGCAGACCAGUUGUAACAUGUUUACGUUCAACUUAGCAUUCCACGACCUGAUCCUGGUCAUUGUCUACGUUCCGACGCAAAUGUUAGUUUUGGAAAAUUGCUAUCACUGGCCCCUUGGAGGCUUCAUGUGCUAUCUUGCUUACAUAACACUUCCACUCUCGCUUUCUGUCUCCAUCGGCACCCUGUUGGCCAUCACUGCAGAUAGAUACCGCGCGAUUGUUUUUCCAGUAAAAUCCAGGCUUACCUACAAGACGGUGAUGCUGAUUGUUGCAGUGAUUUGGUUGGUUUCAGCUCUGACGGCUUUACCUCUCAUACUUAUUCUUAAGCAUUCCUCGCCAGAACCUGGAAUAUGGAUCUGCUGGGAGGCCUGGCCAACGGGCAAGGCAUCGGAAGCAUACUGGGUAUCAAUGUUUGUGUUCCAAUACCUUCUACCUCUGUGCGUCAUAGCGGUGCUCGCAGGAAUCACGGCGUAUACUUUGAAGAAAAAUUCCCUUCCGGUUGGCAUGGAGACAUGCGAACAAAGCGAAGUGUUCAGGAAAACCAUUCGAAAACGAGCCAAGCAAACAAAGCGGAUAACAAACAUGCUAAUCGCGCUUGUUGUGUUAUACGCCGUUUGCAUGCUACCGCAACAUGCCGUGUUUACAUUUUGGCUUAAAUAUCGUGACAGGGAUAACGACAGCUACACUGAGACGGAAUCUGUUCUCAUGAUUAUUGCCAACAUCUUCCCGAUAGCCAACAGUGCACUGAACGCAAUUGCAUACGGAACAUUAAACAAGGAGUUUAAGGCAGUUUUCAACGGUUUGUUUAAAUGUUUAUGCUUCGACGUGACCGCUCGCAAAGAGCUCUUUGAAAGACAAACAGUAUCUGGGGAAGAAAUGGAAGAAAGAAGAAAGAACGGCCGAGGUCUUCCUCUGCUUCAGGAUCAGGAAUGGAAAGACGGAAGUGGAGAUAUGGAGUCACCAGUUACAAGGAAGACAUACGACUGUGACAGAGGCGACAUAGGGAAGUCGUGCAACCAACGAAACAAUCUGCCAACCCAUGACUUGCAAGAAUGCCUGUUAGCGACGGGAGGCGAGGGGUGUAGUAGAAUGCAGGAACAGAAAAGAGGGCUGCAACACACUUUUCCAAGCGGUGAUGACCAGGUUCACGAGGAGACAGUCGUGUAAUUAGCAGAUACAAGAGAGGCAGAAGAAAGGUAGGAGAGUAAAUCCCCCAUAUACGCCUUAUUCCCAAAGGAAUCCCUUUUAAGUUUGUUUUAGACAUGUUACCCAUUUCUUCGGAGCAAAAUGUUACCACGCGCGUUGGCUGGAUUUUUCUUAAAAGAGAAAAGUGCGAGUAAAGUCGAUUGGGCCGCGGUCACGUGAGUGAAAUCGCGUCACAGGAUUGGCUAUCUCUUGACACUCGCGUGAUUUUUACAACCUGGGGCCCGUUUCUCGAAAGCCACGGAAACUUUUCGGGCCCGCAAAGCCAUUUUUAAUUUAGUU